GAGGCUUCAGCCGCACUGCAGGACUUCAGCGUCACUCAAAGCGUUAACCAAUCGCUCAGCAUCUCGUCAUAGGAUUCAGCAUCACCGCUUAUAUAUAGACGUCGCCGCAUCAAAUGAUUCGCCGUGGUAAAUAGCGUAAGCGAAGCAGUGAGCGCUAGGUAAGAUUGGCAGAGAGAAAAGACGCAAGCCGUAGAAGAAAGGGAAACGCAAGUGUCGGAGGAAAGCGCGCCUGUGAUCAGCGCGUGGUUCAUUGAGACAUGUCCGUCGACGCGGGACGCCAUGCCGUGCGCGCUGCGUGGCUUUCGCUGGCGCUGCUGGCAUGCGGGGUCGUGCCGCCGCUGCAGUCGUCGGAGGCGGCCAGCCUGGCGGACCGCAUCUUCGCCGGUUUCCUGAGCUUCGGCCGAGGCUUCUCCAAUGCCACUCAGGGGUUCGUGGUGCGCGUACGGGGCCUCGUGAGCCGGGUUGGCGGCUCGUCCACGCCGGCCGGCGGCAACAAGGGCGCCGCCGUCAGGGACAUCGACAUCUUCGCCAGCGUGUGCAGUCUCAGCGGCACGAAUCGGCGUCUCCUGAUCAAGUGUUUAGAUGAAAACAAUGAAAAUUUGCUGAAACCGGACUGGCAAGAUUGCAUCGGAUCUGCAAAAGUCGAAGUGCUGACAGUGGAGGAUCUCUACCAUUGGGCUUGUUCCAGGCUGUCUACAGCAACAGAGUUGCAGGAAUUCCGCAAUACAUCCCAGUGCCUGUUGGAGGGGAUGGAGAUAUCCGACAUAGCAGCGGGAAUCAGAGAAUGCAAGGGCAGCUCCAGGACGUUCUGACGGGUCGCCAACACAUGGUUUGCUGUGGGAAACACCACGACACCGCUGUACUCGGUGCAUUUUGCGUGUAAUUCUAUUGCUAUGCCUAACGAGAGUUAUCCUCACAAGCUUCUACGCUGUACCCGACUCACGAUUACAGUUUUUCCGGAAUACGCGUUUACUACGUGCCUGCCCCACCACAAGGUCAUAGUUUUCAGCUUAAAAGCGAGUACGCAAAGAAACCAUGCAGGUAGGAAUAAAUUGACAUAAAACUCAUUUGUUCUCCUUGGGAUCGCUUUCUUUGUGAAGGUUUGUGGUUUUGUACUCAUUUUCCCCUUGCCAUUUUAAUUAUUUUAAAUGCCAAGCAUUUCUUUGGCAGGCCUGAGCCAAGGUUAAACGCGAGGCCGUCCAAGGUUACAGAGUUUGUCGCUGAUGCGCGCGUACCCCCAUGCACCCGCUCGCUGGCCGCUAUUGGC
Messenger RNA from Dermacentor silvarum, 1267 nucleotides. RefSeq lists its product as uncharacterized. NCBI's taxonomy places the organism in Eukaryota, Metazoa, Arthropoda, Arachnida, Ixodida, Ixodidae. The record is from RefSeq and is a predicted model, not a curated record. The transcript is spliced from 5 exons. Bases 258 to 812 code for a protein of 184 amino acids.